This is a messenger RNA of Thlaspi arvense, 1285 nucleotides long. NCBI's taxonomy places the organism in Eukaryota, Viridiplantae, Streptophyta, Magnoliopsida, Brassicales, Brassicaceae. The record is from the annotation of a GenBank genome assembly.
AUUUGAGUCCAAAAUCUCCCAUCGAAGUUUAAUCUCUGAGAGAAAACGAACCAGAGAGAAUCAAUUGAAGCUCUGUAUUGCACAGAAUUUGAGCGAGAGAGGAGAAGAAGAAGAAAAUGGAAGGAGAAGAGGAGACGAGGAAGAGAGUUGUAGUUGAAUCGCUGGGAUGGAUAACGGAAUCAUCUAUCAUGCCGAAGAGGCAUCGCGUCAUCGAAGGUGUGGGUCCUUCUUCAAUCAUGGAGCUCAAAGCUCAGCUUUAUAAGUCGCAGGAAGAAGCUAAGCAGACGAAGGAUUUCUCGGGAUCCGAUGCUCAGUACCAUCGCGCCAAAGAAAGGAUUGCCGCGAAAGACUCCUUCUCCGCGAAGAAUUCCGGGGUCGAGGGUCGCGCUCUAAAGGACAAGCUCGAGCUCAAAGCAGUUAAAGACGGAGCAGUUAGCUACGCCGCGUUGGAGAAAAAGGCUCAGUUAUAUGAAAAGCUUGUAAGGGGAGAGCUUUCAGAUGAAGAAGCCGAAGAGAAGUACUGUGUAGACUUCUUCAGGAAAGGAGUUGAACAUGAAGAUGAUGUAAAACCAUCAAGCACGAGAAACAGUUCGAUUACAGCACCACCUGAGGAUUUAAAAGCAGAUAGUGAAGAUGAUGGUUCGCUGUUUAGCACGAGAUUUGCUGGACUCGGACGUGCAGUUGUUGGGACAGCUGAUCCAAGUCAACACGUGCGUAUGGUCAGAGAGGUUCAUGAAGAAGUGAAUCAAGCGAGAGAAAAAGCAACGGAGUUGAAGCAAAAGAGACAAGAGCAGGCAGCAAAUCGUCGGGAGAAACUCAAACAAGCUUAUCUCCGGAAGCAGCUCGAGAAACUUAAAGCUCAACAACAACAACCGCAACCACAAGAUAAGGAAAAAACAUGAUUUUUAGAUGUUUUUUCACUUCGCCAAACUUUUGGGUUUUGAGAGUGUCUUCUUUAGGAGUCAGAUCAGUUCUCUGUUUUUAGCACACGAUGCUAUACCACUGUGGAGAGAGAGAGACCUUUUAAUGACUGAAAGAACAUAAAUCCCUAGAAAGAGGUAAUUAAGCCGAUCAAUUGUGAUACAAAAACAGCAAACGUUUAUGUUAGACAUCAGUCUUAAGUUUGCUUGGAUGGAUAGCUUUUAAGUAUAAGUUAUAUUGUAUUUUUACGAGCAUGCUAUUUUGUAAAGGGCAAGUACCUUUUCUUUCUUUCUUUCGAUUUCUGUUGUAGAGAAGAGAAUGCUUAUAAACAAUAUGAUUAAACAUGCUUUCUCCACAAAAAAAA